This is a messenger RNA of Penicillium verhagenii, 1698 nucleotides long. RefSeq names its product carotenoid oxygenase family protein. The record is from RefSeq and is a predicted model, not a curated record. The transcript has 2 exons. Gene Ontology annotation, molecular function: carotenoid dioxygenase activity. Gene Ontology annotation, biological process: carotene catabolic process. Lineage: Eukaryota; Fungi; Ascomycota; Eurotiomycetes; Eurotiales; Aspergillaceae. Bases 1 to 1698 code for a protein of 565 amino acids.
AUGCCUUCCUCCAUCACGGACACAAUUCCAGCCCAUGCGAAUGGCUCGAAGCCCACCGAAGAUCAUUGGAACAACUGGCCAAACGAGAAGGGAUUUGACCCCGAGUACGAGGAACGCACCCCAAUCGAGCUCUCAGUGACUGGACAUAUUCCUGCCUAUACCGCAGGUACACUGUACCGUACUGGUCCAGGCAAAAGUCAAGUCGAGACUGAAGAUGGCCAACUAUUCAAGCUGGCACACUGGUUUGACGGCUUCAGCCAAACACACCGGUUCCAAAUCAUCGCCUCAGAUGAUGUUGACGCUUCGUCUACUCCAAUCCGAGUCCUGUACAACUCCCGCUUCUCCACCGAUGCUUUAAUCGAAAAGGUUCGAAAAGAAGGAUACAUGGUGGGAUUCGGUGACAAACGUGACCCUUGCAAGGAAGUCUUCAACAAAAUGCAAACGGAAUAUGUGCUCCCCAGCCACCCGUCUGAGAGAAAUAUCGGCGUGACACUCUCUGUCAACAUGCCAGGCCUUGACCUCCAGUCUGAUAAUGAAUCGGCGGAGCGUUGGUCCGACUCGAAGGGGGUUCGGACCCUGUACGCAAAAACCGAUUCCCACGCCUAUAAAAAACUGGACCCGGAAACCCUUGAGCCAAUUGGUCUUGCCACGCAGACAGACCUUCAUCCUGAAUUGGUCGGCCCUAUGUCUGCUUCGCAUCCCCGCUCUGAUCCAGUGACGGGUGAUGUGUUCAAUUACAACCUCACCCUGGGUCCAAUCUCUAUCUAUCGCAUCUUCCACGUUUCUGCUGCAACUGGCAAGACGUCUAUCUUGGCUACCUUCCCAGGCACGCCAGCUUAUAUCCACUCUCUGAGUAUCACGGAGGACUAUGUCCUCUUAUGUGUCUGGAACUCGCAUAUCAAUAUACAACAUAUCAAAACCGGAUCUUUCAAGGAUACAAUCAUGCCCACCGAUCCUUCUCAGCCGGCGACAUGGUAUGUAGUUGACCGCAAGCACGAACGAGGCCUGAUGGCCACAUAUGAGAGUCCGGCAUUCUUUUGUUUCCACACAAUCAACGCGUUUCAGGAACAAUCCAAAGAAGACCCAACCAAAAUCGAUAUAGUUGCUGAUCUUGUUCGCAUUGAUACCUCGAACUUUCUUGAUCUUGUUCUUUACAAGAAUAUGAAAUCGUCGCUCGCUACUGCAAAGGAUUUCGCCAAGAACAGAAGCGAUGAGAUGCGUACCUCAUUCGCUCAAUUCCGCCUUCCUGCACUUCCAUCAGAUCCUAGCAGUGAGAUUCUCAAGGCUUCCCUAGAAUGGUCUUCGGGCAAAGCUUUCUCGCCUGAAUUGCCGACAAUGAACCCCAGUUUCGUUACGAAGAAGCAUCGGUAUUCAUAUGCAGUGACUUUCCGGGGAGAGUCGACCAUGACAGAUGGUAUCGUCAAGUUUGACAGUGAGACUCAGGAGGUUAGUCUGUGGGCGCACCAUGGCCACUCACCCGGAGAGCCGAUCUUCGUCGCCAACCCGACCGGUGUCGAUGAAGAUGACGGCGUGCUUCUUAGUGUGGUUUUGGAUGGCUUCCAAGAACAUAGCUACCUGCUUUGUCUUGACGCUCGGAACUUGACUGAGCUUGGUCGAGCUAACAUGAAAGGAGCGGUUGGAUUCGGAUUCCAUGGACAGCAUGUUUCUACCGUCGGCACGGCUACUGGAGAUUACUGA